Molecule: messenger RNA, 525 nt
Organism: Linum tenue
Lineage: Eukaryota; Viridiplantae; Streptophyta; Magnoliopsida; Malpighiales; Linaceae
Source: the annotation of a GenBank genome assembly
AUGAGGAGGCCUAGUCGCCUUCAAGCUUCUUUCUCGUCAUCUAUUAAUCUCCGGCAGCAAGAAUGGCCUCGAUACCGGCUGGGAAUCCUAUUGUCGAGCAAUCAGAGCCCGAUGUCCGUCAAGGGAUGGAGGUUAGCUAACUAUGCAGAUAUGAAAGAUUAUGGGUUUGAGUACUCAGACGAGGAGCCUGAGGAACAAGAUGUUGAUAUCGAGAACCAGUACUAUAAUUCCAAAUGCGAAUCACCUUCCUAUGCUGCUUUAGAGGAACGACUUGUGAAGGGACAUGGGGAAGCACUGAAGGUGCUUAGCGCACUAGAAGCAGUAACUGGAAAACUUCUGAAGUUCUUGGUUGACCAGAGUGUCAUCCCCAUGUUUGAGAAAAUAGUGACACUAACCAUGCAAGUGCCACUCUUGUAUCCGGGCGAUAUCAUUGGAGUUAACGAGACGCAUAUUGCCUACAUUCGCCGUGUCAGCGGAUCAGUUCUCACAAUUCAAGAGAGUAAAGGUUUCUUGAUUAGAUCAUAG